CAGAUUUAGCUUUAGCACGACCGAGUAAUUAGCAACUUGGGAAGUUUGCUAACUUUAUCUCUUUAAAUGCCCAGAAAAAAAGAAAGGAAAAGUAGUGACAAGAAAGCCAAUGGCCCGCCCGAUAAGACUGUGUUUGACGAACGAGAGAAGGAGCUGACGGAGCUUCAAAUUCGGCGUUUGAAGGAGCAGCUGGACAGUCAGAAGCUGUCAUGUGAUGAAGUGCAGCAUCAGUUUAAGGACUUGACUCAAAGGUGCGUCCUGCUGGAGCAGGAAAAGAAAGAAGCCCUGGAGUGUCUUGUCCAUUUCCAACGUGAGCGUGAUGAUGAGGUGCUUCACCUGCUGGACCGUCUGGAGUCUCUGCAGCUGAAGACGGAGCAGCAGCUGGAUGCUCUGCGGCUGCAGCACGCUCAGCAGAUUCAGAAGCUUGAAGCUUCUGUUCAUGCACUCACGGAGCAGAACAAGACGCUGGCAGCCCAGGUGGACUCACUGGAGCAGUUCCAGAAGCAAAAACAGAAGCUGCUGUCUGAUAUAAGGUCCAUGCAGGAGCAGCUGAGCUCCCAGGAUAUGAAGCAUAAGGACACCAUCCAUAACAUGGCGAUGAAGGCACUUCUGGAGAGAAAAAGGAUUAAGGAGGCGAUGGAGAGCAACAUGGAGGAAGAGAUUCAGCGUCGGGUAGAGUUGAAGAUCCCAGCGAAGGUUAAGGCGGCAAUGGAAGAGAACAAAAUGCUCAAAGAACGUCUCGGCGAGCUCUCUGAGCAGACUGGCAUCCUGCAGAAGGAAAACUCGUCUCUCCGGGAGAGGAACGGUCAGCUGAGGCACAACAUGAGCAUUCUGAAGGACAUCAAUCGGCAGAUCAUCAGUGAAAGCUGCACCCAGAAAAAGGUUGUGGAACAGACAAGAGCCAAGUGUCAGCAGCUGCAAGUAAAACUGGAUGAGUCAGAUCAACAAGUCAAGCAUCUUCAGCACAAGCACGAUACUGUCCACAAAGAAUUCGAGGCCCUCAGGCGCGAUCAUGCCUCUGAAUGUGAGCAGCACCUCCAAAUCAGAGCUGUUGUCAGACUGCAGGAGGAGCAACUGCAGGAGGAGAGGAAGAAGAGGAGCAUGGUGGUGGAAACUGUUGGCUCCCUCAGACAUGCGCUGAUGGAGGAAACUGUGCAGAAUAGGGCGGAUGAGUCGGUCAACCAGUGGAGGCAGCUGAUCCUGAGUCUGAUGACAAUUCUGGAGGAUCUGGACAGUUCUUCAGCAGCCAGGAAUGAAGAGCCCCUCAAGGCAGAUGUGGGGGUACAGUGUCACCUGGGUCACUACAGAUCGGGAGACCUGGGCCUCGUCCCCCGCCCCACUCUGAAACAGAGAAGAGCUAGCCAGAGACCAGGACCCACGUCCAGCUGGCCCCAGCUUAAUCCACAUAGUUACCAGGUGUCUUGUGAUGAGCUCAAGUGUCAGAAUGAAGAAAUGAACGAGCAUUUCCGUGCUCUGGAGCGGCGGAGCAGAGAGGGGAUCCAGUCUUCCAUUGAGUACCAGCAGCAGAAGGAGCAGGAGAUCGACCAGCUGAUGGACCAAGUGGAGUGUCUGCAGCGUGACAGCAAGAAGGAGCGAGCGGACCUGAUCCUGCAGCAUCAUCAGGAGAUGCAGGACCUGCAGAAUCGCCUGGAUCAACUCACAGAAGAGCAUCGAGUUGUGGUGGCGCGACUCGAGGACCUGGAGGAGUUCCAGGACCAGAAGGACAUGCUGCUGUCAGACCUGAAGUCCAUGAAGGAGCAGCUGAGCAGUCGGGAGGUGAAGCACGAACAAGCUAUGAACCACAUUGAGAUCAAGUCUCAGCUGGAGAGAAAGAGAGUCGAGAAGGAGAUGGAGCAUCGCUUGGAGGCCAGAAUUCAGGACUUGUGGGAUAACAAGGUUCCCAAGCGGACCAAGCUGGCACUUGAGGAGAACCUGGAGCUCAAGGGUCAGUUCACUCAGCUCUCAGAGAAGCAGUCAGUCCUGCUCAAGGAGAAUUUGGCCUUGAAGGACCGAACGAACCGGCUGAAGAGAGAUGUGGACAACAUGGAGAACACGCUCAGUCAGAAGUCUCGCAAGAGCUGCGUCCAGAGGAAGGUGGUGGAUCACAAGACGUCGGAGAUUGUCCAGCUGCAGGCCAAGCUGGACAGCUGCAACGACAAACUAGAGCUGCUUCAGAGCAAACUGCAACAAGAGCAAGAAGAAGCAGAGACUCUCGGCUGGGAACUCGCCAUGGAGCAUGAGCAGCACCUCCAGGUCCGAGGUGAGGUUCUGAAGCUGACGGCCGAGCUGAAGGAUGAGAAGAGGAGGAGGAGGAACAAGGAGAACAUCAUGCAGGAGGCUGCUGCUUCUCUCAGAGAUGCUCUCAUGAACGAAACAAAGGGAAAAUCGGUGAAGGCCGUUGUUGCUGAGUGGAAGCUGCUGCUGAUGAAACUGAUGGUGGUGCUGGAGGACUCCGACGACUCUCUCAUCAGCACCAGCAAGACUGUGAAGGAGGCUGAGAAGGUUAAGAGCUCAACUAAGGAGAAGGACACGAAGGAGACUGAUGAGGAGGAAGCUAAGAAGACGGAUGAGAUGGAGGCUAAGAUGGAGCCCGAGGUCUCCACUGCAGCAGAAGUUGAAAUGUCACAAGCAGAGAAAUCGGACCUGAGCCUCCUGUACCACGUGAGCCACUAUAGACCAGGAGACCUCGGCAUCGUCCCCAGACCCACAGCCAAGCACAAGACCAUGAACCAGCAACCAGAUCUGGAGUUCAUCCGAGCCCAGCUCGCUCAAAACAGGUCUGUGACCAAGGAGACAUCAAGCUCUGCUGUUGGGACCAAAGGAAAGUCAAAAGACCAGUCACUAAAACAAUCCCUCAAUUUUGACCUGCAGGUCCAGUACCACCUGACUCGACACAUACCUGCGUACCUCAAGUACGUGCCGUUACCAACACCGAAAAAGAAAAGGCUCAACAUCAAACUGUGACCGCCGCAACACCACACUUUUCGUCUGACGUAACAUUGAACUGAAGCUAAGAACCAACUCAUGUGAUCCUGGUGUGAGACAAGGUCUUCACCCAAUUGUGUGCUGCUUUUUGGUCAUUUGAUGGAACAGUUAAUGAAUGUUUUGUUGACAGAUGCGCGUGUACCAUCUGUAAAUACUUAGUUUUUGUUAGUAUGAGUCACAGCGUCAUAUGUCUUACUCUCCUACAGUAAAAUCGAGAUUGGACACCAGUUGUUUUUGUUUAUUCUGGAGUGAUAAUGACAUCAUGGGCUUCAGAAGUGCCGGGUGAAACA
Molecule: messenger RNA, 3275 nt
Organism: Synchiropus splendidus (mandarinfish)
Lineage: Eukaryota; Metazoa; Chordata; Actinopteri; Syngnathiformes; Callionymidae
Product: centromere protein F-like
Exons: 17
Coding region: 67-2964 (965 amino acids)
Cellular component (GO): ciliary basal body; cilium
Molecular function (GO): microtubule binding
Source: RefSeq, a predicted model, not a curated record